AUGAAGACGCAUGUGUUACAAAUGUUCAUCGUGUUCGCAGCAAUCACAAAGUGCACAGAUCAGUAUGCAGAGGCCAAGAAGCCUGAAGGUUAGCUCACGAGUUUUCGGAUCAUGAAUGACUUUGUCUUAACUAAAAUUUCGAGUUCCUGCCUUUUGCAGAACCUCGAGAGUUGCCAACUGUAACAAGUCGGCUCCGGCUCCACUCGUUCUACUCGCAACUUCCAUUAUCAAAAGAGACCGAGUUGUUUGUGGAGUACGGCUCUUUUCCGCCGGUCAUCGAAACGCUUGAUAAGGGCGAAGUGAUCGAAUUCGACGGUUGGGGGUGGUCGAACGGGCGGCAGACGAUUCGACACAAACUACCGUAUCUCAUUUCAAAUCCGGCUCUCCGCACCACACACGUUUCGUCGGAAUGGUGCAAAUCGAGGGAUUUCUUCAAAAUCGGCUUUCGAAUCCAUCAAAUGUACCGGGAGUUCGGACUACCAUAUCAAGUGAAGUGUGCCACGUGUCAUCCGAUAAUCGGCGGACUCAACAGUUUAUAUUAUCUCUAUCCGGAGAGAGACUUCACUCAAGCGAUCACAAAACUGUCGAUUGGCUCUAGAGUUGUGGAGAACAACAUUACGUUUUGUGAAACGAAUGACUGCGAACAGAAUCCACGUGUGACCAACUUUCAGGAUUUCUUACGAGUCAAUGGUAACUGGGUCAAUCGAGAGGUGUCAGAAAUCAGAAAAGACCUUAGAUAUUCAGUUCGGUGAAUGGCACAGAUGGAAUGGAGAACACGCAACUACAGAAGAGGAUCGAGAAGUUCUGGGCGCUCCCGAUGGAGAACUCUCUGUGGACAUGUCCAGAUUUUGUUAAACGAGUAACAUUUUCAGAUUCACUCGAGAAUCCCCGACGGUUUCACGACAAUGUGUGGGAUGGAACUGAACGAAGAAGUGAUCAGUAGCAAUGUGUUCGUGAACAGCGACGUUGUAACCGAUCUAUCAGGAUCAAGUUUAGAUACUACCAGAAAUAAGUCUGAAAUUAAAAGUUUUCAGAACCAUCGUUCGCCUACAGCAGCUACGAAAGCCUGCCCGUUCCAGUAGAAGCUGUAAAGCACGACGCUUUCAAUUUGGAGCUUUUUGUUUCCUGGAACGAAUGGGGAUGUUGCUCCGCGUGCUGUUGUCCUCCAGCCAUCUGUGGCCACGAAUUCCAGACGUCUUCUGAUUGGUUAGUCUCAUCUGUGAGCCUUGUGAAUGUUCUCUUAAUUUCAGCGAAAACGUCUUUUCGGCUCGCUCGCGUAUCGGACAUCUUUCCAUUAGAAAACUGAACAACUCUAAGUCAAUAACUCUGAAAACGUAUUCAAAGGCCAUAUCGGAACUGCUCUCGCUGCCUCCGUACACUCAGAAGGGCGUUCCGAUCUUCUCAUCCCUUUUUACCAGUUUUCGGAAUCUGAAGCGUCCGGUGCAAGAGAUCAAAGAUAGCCUAUUUCCAAUUUUGCUAAACGCCAACAAUGCUUCUGGCUACAAGUUCUCAUCUGGAAUGUUUGUGGAUACGGAAUCCUGCAAGUCGAACAUUCAGAAGACGGACUGCUCCCAGUGGGCCCAAUGCCACAACAUUUCUUUGGUGAGCUCUCAGCCGUUCUCAGCCGCAAAUUAUCCCUGAAUUUAAGAUCGGAAUAAACUCAGAAGAUGCUCAGUUGGCCACGGACUCUUGCAAUCAAGUGCAAUUCGUUGACGUGCUAGUUGGAGUUGAGCCAAUGAAAGUGACGUGAGUUUUACAAAUUCUACAAGAAGUUCUUCAAAGUUUCGGGCAUCUCAGAGUGACCGACCACGAAAACUUGCGAAUUCGCAUCGACCCGGAAGUGCACAACGUGAACAAAACCAAGGUUGUGCUACAACUACAGUAGUUUCUCAUAAGCUACAGUAAUUUUAGGCAAGGUGGCGAGUGAACCUCCGAAAACCAAAAAAGUACGACAAGGCGCGUCCGUGUCUUCUGCAAGGUAUCGUGAUGCGAAACGAUGAAGUCCUGAUAUUGGACUUUGCAUCCUUCGAUCUCAAAAUUGAUCUCAUUCUGAAUGACGAGAAGAAAGUCCGGAUUGUAUUUGUAAAUUUGAGGAGGCGCAACGAUGCUCAGAAAGUUCACAACACGACCAUCUACUGGGGUAUUGCCAUAGCUGGUUAG
Caenorhabditis sp. 36 PRJEB53466 is the source of this 2160-nucleotide messenger RNA. Lineage: Eukaryota; Metazoa; Nematoda; Chromadorea; Rhabditida; Rhabditidae. The record is from the annotation of a GenBank genome assembly.